This is a messenger RNA of Diorhabda carinulata, 1578 nucleotides long. RefSeq names its product required for meiotic nuclear division protein 1 homolog. The record is from RefSeq and is a predicted model, not a curated record. Gene Ontology annotation, biological process: positive regulation of mitochondrial translation. The coding region runs from base 317 to 1450 and encodes 377 amino acids. The transcript is spliced from 5 exons. Lineage: Eukaryota; Metazoa; Arthropoda; Insecta; Coleoptera; Chrysomelidae.
UCACUUUUAUAUUGUGAUGAAAUCAUGUCUAAAGCAUUGCUAGCCACUCAUAGAUAACGAGAGCUUUUCUACAAUAGUGAAUAAGUGACAGUGCCGUUGCGUUAUAAAUAUUACAACUACCAACUGAAUAUGUAUUUGUCAAAUUAUUAUAGGUCUGUCAUUUCCAAAUGUAAUUUCUAUUCAUAUAAGAAUUAUUAGCGGGGGGAUAGUUUUUUAAACCUCUAAUCUGAUAAUGAAGUGAUAAACUAAACAUUGGAUGAAUAAUUCUGUUAAAAAUAAGAAGAAGAAAUCGAGCUAAGAGUAUUUUGAAUUAAAUAUGUUCAAAACUGUAAAAUUUUGUUUAAUUAGCCUCUCGAGGCAUAAUCAAUUACAGGUAAUUAGAAAUCUUUGUAAUAAAUCAAAUUUAUUCCAAAAUAUUCUUAUUCCCAAUAUACAAGUGAAUUCAAAUUUUAAUAGCAGUAGUGUUGAUUUUAAUUUAACAAAUACUAAUGUACCUAAACCAUUAAGUGUACAUGAUACAAUUACUUCAAUUCAACUCAAAAAGAGGGUAAUUAGAAAGAAAAAAUCUUUAGAAGAGGAAGAGAAGAAACCUGGUAAUUAUAACGUUGUAGCAUUUGCAACUGCCGAAGAAUACAAUUUAGAAAAUUUAUUCAAUGGCUUAGUCAAACAAAAUUUAUAUGAGGUUAAAAAGAUAGAUAAUAAUUCAGAUGCUCUACAUGCAACAGCCAAAUAUAAAGUUGAUAGAGAACAGAGAGAAAUAUUUUUUUUCAGAGAUGGUAGUGUUGUAUUUUGGAAUAUUGCGGAUCUUGAAAGUAGUAAUGUAUUGGAGUUUUUGAAGCAAUAUGAAGAGGACAGCUAUUCUGAACGACUGGUUCAGUCGGAAUAUGAAAUAAUGAAUUAUAAAUAUUUUUCUGCUAACAAUAAAACAAGUUGUAUAGAUAAAGAUGGCCACUUCAUUCUAUCUCCAAGUGAAAAUGAUUCCACACUAACUAAAUACACAUUUUCAAAUGCAAUGAUGCUUAGUGUGAAGCUAGGCAUAUGGGAAUCAUCAUUAGAAAGAUACAUUGACGAAAUUGAAUUUGUGACUAAUGAUUUAAAAGAUGGAAAAAUUACUAAGUUAUCAAGACAGGGUGUCCUUAAAAAACAAGGAGAACUGUUUGCACUAAGACAUUAUUUAAAUUUGAGCUCCGAUGCUUUGGACACACCAGAUUUUUAUUGGGACAAUGAAGAAUUGGAAAAUUUGUAUAAUCAAGUAUGCAACUAUUUUUGUAUCAACAAAAGAUCCAAAGUAAUGAACGAGAAGAUAAACUACUGCGUGGCACUAAUAGAACUUCUUUCAUUUCAUUUAAGUGAUAAGCAUCACGAAAGGCUGGAAUGGAUGAUAAUAGCCCUUAUAGCAGUUGAAGUUGCCUUUGAAAUAAUACACUAUAUAGAUAAAUAUGCAAAUUGAAAUUCCAACUUGUAAAAUUAGGCUCGUUGUCACUAAUAAGUAGACAUGGGUUGUUCAAAAUGAUUUUUUAAUUUUUUGUACAUCAUUCAAAGGAAUGAAAUAAAAAAACUUAUCGACAGUUUAAACAA